CGACUACAGAUUUAUUGUAUAAGUAUGACAUAUAGAUGUCGGUGAAAUUUUGAACGACAAUGAAAACCGAUCGGGCAAGGGCGGACGUUGGCUAGCUGGUUUCUGCUCUAAAUUUCCACAAUGGCAGAAGGGGGAGAUGUGGAUUGGGAACUGAGCAAAGAAAACAUUCAGCCUCUGCGGAGGGGCAGAGCCAUAUCAGUCUUACACCAAGCCCUCAGUCAACAACAGGACGGACUCAGCUCUGCCAACAACAUCAGCCAACAGAGACAGGCCUUUGAGUCUGAACUGCGAGUGUAUGAAGGUGAUGAUCCCCUGGAUGUUUGGGAUCGGUAUAUUAAGUGGACAGAGCAAACCUUCCCUCAAGGCGGAAAGGAGAGCAACAUUGCCAUACUGUUGGAACGGGCUGUGACCAGAUUCACUGAUGAAAAGAAAUAUUAUGCAGACCCUCGCUAUAUUGACCUCUGGAUCAAAUUUGCAAAGACCUGUCCGGAGCCACUGGACACCUACAGGUACAUGCAGGCACAGGCAAUCGGAAUAACUCAGACGUCCUUCUACAUCGCUUGGUCUGAGGAGCAUGAAAAUAAAGGCAACUGUCUCAAAGCAGACCAAGUCUAUCAAGAGGGAUUGAGGAUGAGUGCGGAGCCACGUGACAAACUGCUACAGUUUCACAAGGCUCUGCAGGCACGUGUUUCCCGACAGGUGAUGAUGCAGGUCGAAGAGGACAGUGAUGACGAGUCCAAACAACCAGAGAGAGUCUCUCUGAUUGACCUCAAAUCUAGAGGGAAGAAAAAGGCCUUUGUCAACAGAACAGGACAUGCAAUCAAAAAUGUUUCUGGAGGCCUUCAGUCACGAGGUGCCCCUGUUCCCGCCAGUACUUCAAACAGUCGAUUGAUAGUCUUCGAUGAAAACCACACACAAAGUGCUGUUCCAUCAGAGCCUAAAGUGGAGCCAUGGAGGGCUCCACCGCCGUCUAGGGCAAAGGAGAAUGAGAGGAAUCCAGAGAGAUGGUGUGAUGUCAAGCUUCCCACAAAAUCCAAAUAUGGACAUACUGUUAUGGCUCCACCACCUCCCAAACCCACCUUCCAACCAUUUGUUGAGGAAUCAGAAAUACCUCCAACAAUGACUCCGUGUAAGAUCAACCCGGUGGUUAACAAGGUUUUAUCGGCACGUCGGCCGUGCAGAGAAGAAACUCCUCUGAAGAGACUGCAGGAGCACCAGCAGCAGAGAGAGGCGGAGUCGUCAAAGCCACAGGAGCAGAGCAUGUACUGUAAAGAGCUGCUGCUCAGUGGCGCCGCCGAAUUCUCCUUUGAGGAGCUGCGCGCUGAACGCUACUUCAAAAAGACGGCACAGGAAUCACAGGGGGACGAUCGAGCCACAGUCGGUACUGCAACCUGAUCUACUGAGACUUUUAUCGUCAGUUUUUAAAGUGGAUUUCCCCACGUUUUAUCUGCAAGUAUUGUGUAAUUACUGUUUUGCAUUGUGUUUUAUAUUGUAAAUAUUUGGUUGAAGGAGAUCCAGUUACAUAGAAAACACAAAAGAACAUGAUUUCACACCAACCAUUAAUCCACUUGUACAAACUAAACACUGCUCAGUCCUUUUGCUGCAGAAGUUCAACUCACUUAUCUCCAAUGUUAGUCAUCUGUCCAUUUUUUUCAGUUGCAUUGUUCUUGAGAACAGUGCUUCUUAUGUGUGCUCUUUUUUUUUCUCACGUUUUGUCUUGAGCAUAUUUUUGUUUUUGUAAAAAAAUGACACCAGUCGACAAAAGGCCUCAGCGAGGUGAUCGAACCGGGCUUAAAGUUUCAGACUGAGGAGAUUUUUUCCUUCAUUGAUGUUCAAUAAACGUGUUAAAAUGUC
Molecule: messenger RNA, 1854 nt
Organism: Solea senegalensis (Senegalese sole)
Lineage: Eukaryota; Metazoa; Chordata; Actinopteri; Pleuronectiformes; Soleidae
Gene: bub1bb
Product: BUB1 mitotic checkpoint serine/threonine kinase Bb
Exons: 9
Coding region: 121-1395 (424 amino acids)
Biological process (GO): mitotic spindle assembly checkpoint signaling; meiotic sister chromatid cohesion, centromeric
Molecular function (GO): protein kinase activity
Source: RefSeq, a predicted model, not a curated record